ACGUUAGGUUAAGCACUAAAUUGGGUAGCUGUCCAGUGGCAGCGGAUAAACACCUGCUUGUACAGAUCACCCUGAGCCGGAGUAGACGGGAUUGCUUUAAUACAAAAAACAUUUGGAGCAGAAAUCGAUCCAAAGCGGGGGAUUAGGACUUAAAAUGUCAAGCCAGAAGCGCAAGAGGACGGAAUAUCUGACUGUCAAAGACCUGCAGAAGCUUUUGGACUCAUGCAAACUGCAUCUCAGUCAAAUCGACGAGGUCUGGCCUAACAUAUACAUAGGAAAUGUGGCAGUAGCCCAAAACAAGGCUGCCUUGCUGAAAUUAGGUAUAACUCAUGUAUUAAAUGCUGCUCACUCCAAGCGAGGCAGCAUAGGGAACCAAAGCUUUUAUGGCAGCGACGCUGUGUAUUGUGGCAUUCCAGCAGAUGACUCGACACACUUUGAUCUGGAUGUUUAUUUCCAGCCUGCAGCUGAUUUCAUUCACAAAGCGCUGAAGUCAACGGAUGGGAAAGUCUUGGUGCACUGCAUCAUGGGAAUGAGCCGCUCGUCGACCUUGGUGGUGGCCUACCUCAUGAUCUACCACCACCUGCCGCUCAAGCAGGCUCUGCAGAAGCUGAUCCAGAAGAGAGCCAUCUACCCCAACAGGAAUUUCCUGGCUUUGCUGUUGGAUCUGGAUCUUCAGCUGACCAGGAAAAAGAAAACAUGUCAGAUUCUGUAACGAGGAGGCGUCCACGCGUGGUUUUCGCUAGCUCAGACUCAAGUAGUUAUAGAUUGUUAGGAAACAAAAUGAAUUAAUGGCUUCCUGUCAGAGUGCAAUAACACAAAACAGCAGGAAGCCAUGCUAAUGCAUGAAGCAGGGUGUUAGCAUGCAUGACAGGCAUGUUAACAUCCAGGGAGCUUAUAUGCUAAUAAGCGUUAGCAUUCAGCUCAACGUGCGGCUGAGCCUGACAGAGACUGAUCAGAUGUGACGACAAGCAGCAACUGGAUCUGAGAAGAUGUGUAUGACAUGAAACAGCAUAAAAACACGUUUCAUCCACUUUACAGUUUUAGUCGAAUGUUCCAACAACAAAGUUGUCUCUUUCUUAUAACGUGGCUAUACGGCAGAUGCUUUUAGAGGCAGUGACAGUGAAAAGAGAGAAGGUCUUAAUAAAAAGACAGUUAAGAUGUAAUAGAUGUAAUAUACAGUACAGUAAUUUAAUAAUUAUUCAAGUGUUUUUACUUUUUCUUCUUCUUCUGUGUUUGUUUCACAACGAAAUGGACCAAAUAUCUGACAGAAACUGAUUUUCAGCAGCAACUCAACCUGGGAAUCAAUUUACAGUGCAGCAUUGUGUCUGCAAAAGUGAACCCAUGCAGCCGGUUGAGCUCAUCACCAUCAAAUAUCAUCCAUUAGGGUUCUGGCACCAGUAAAAAACAAAACAAAACAGUAAAAAGAACAGUUCGUUAUCAACAUGAACUCGUUAUCAUGGUGAAAAGUGAAUUACUGUGUUAACCAAUGAGAGGUUUCAUCUGGUAUUUGAGUAGAAGAAACACUGAACAUCACAUGGUAGAAAUAAAUCUUUGUACAUGUUG
This is a messenger RNA of Betta splendens (Siamese fighting fish), 1563 nucleotides long. Its product is annotated as dual specificity protein phosphatase 13-like. Lineage: Eukaryota; Metazoa; Chordata; Actinopteri; Anabantiformes; Osphronemidae. Gene Ontology annotation, molecular function: MAP kinase phosphatase activity; protein tyrosine/serine/threonine phosphatase activity. The record is from RefSeq and is a predicted model, not a curated record. The transcript is spliced from 3 exons. Gene Ontology annotation, biological process: protein dephosphorylation; negative regulation of MAPK cascade. Gene Ontology annotation, cellular component: cytoplasm. The coding region runs from base 155 to 712 and encodes 185 amino acids.